Messenger RNA from Dibothriocephalus latus, 804 nucleotides. The record is from the annotation of a GenBank genome assembly. Lineage: Eukaryota; Metazoa; Platyhelminthes; Cestoda; Diphyllobothriidea; Diphyllobothriidae.
AUGGUGAAAGCAACUGAACACAUGCUUUUUAAGUGCACGUCUGCGCUCAACAAACGAUCAGCAAGUGAAUCCAUUGAAAAUUAUCUCAAACGCAUGACACAUCUUUAUUUGGAUAACAAGGAAAUUGAUGACAUGGGUGACAUUCUGAAACUGUGCCCCGAACUGCAAGUCCUCUACCUUUACGACAACAAAAUGGAUCACAUACCCCUUUUUCCUAACAAUAUCAAUCUGACUCACCUCUAUCUGCAGAACAACGAAAUUCGACGGAUCUCGCAUUUGCAGGACCUUAAAAACUUGCAGAAACUUUUUCUCUCAGGAAAUAGAAUUUCAGUUCUCGAGGGCCUAGAAUGUCUGGAAAAGUUGACUGAACUUAAAAUGGAUUUGCAGCGUCUUCCGCCUGGUGAAAGUCUUAUUAUCGAUGAUCACAGCCUGAAAGCGUGCAGUAAAUCGCUUAAAUUUCUAGACCUGUCCCGAACCAAGUUGUCCACACUUAACGGCCUUGAACAUUUGGAGCAAUUGGAAUAUCUGUCAGUGUCUCAUAACGAUAUAUCACAGCCCAAUGAAAUACUUCCCGUCCUCUCCGCCCUACACAAUUUGAAGAAAAUCGAAUUGGCCGAAAACCCUGUGCUAAGUGUUCCAAGAAUACGCGAGGCAAUAAUCUUUCACACCAAAAGCCUCGAAUUGUUGGAUGGAAAGCCUAUAUCGACACCAGGAAGGCAGUUUAUCGAAAACUGGUGCGCCCACAAAAUCGCUCAUGGAAAAAACCUAAGUAUACUGAAGCCGAACGGUACGACCGUUAGCUGA